Molecule: messenger RNA, 1164 nt
Organism: Ilex paraguariensis (yerba mate)
Lineage: Eukaryota; Viridiplantae; Streptophyta; Magnoliopsida; Aquifoliales; Aquifoliaceae
Source: the annotation of a GenBank genome assembly
AUGACUGGAAAUGCAGUUUUUCUAGCACCUUGCUUGUUUUGCAACCUCUUGGCACUCUCUCUCCUCUCAUGCAUUCUUUCAAACCCAACUGGUUUUAGCUUGAAGCUCAUCUAUGGAGAUUCCCUAGAGUCUCGUUUAUACAUGAGGAAACUUAAUAAUCUUGAAAGAUUUCAAACAGACGUUGAAAUCUCUAAAUCUCGAGCUUCUAAUUUGAAGUUGAUAGGCAAAACUAGUGUCGGAAAUGGUACUCUUCUUCCAGAUAUCAUCCGCCCUUCCCUGACCUAUCGCGAUCGUCUCUAUACAGUGGACAUAGAUUUUGGCACCCCUCCAAGGAAAGGAACCUUUAUUUUUGACACAGAGUAUUUAAGUAGACAGUCAUCAAAAGGGGUUGCUUCCUUAGAGACUUUUACCUUCCCAUCCAAUACCCGAGCCCCUAAAAGCAUAAGGGACAUAGUUUUUGGUUGUGGAUUCGAUAAUCAAGGAUCUUUAGGCUCUGAUACCUCGGUUAGUGGUAUACUAGGAAUGGACAGAUCCCCUGUUUCUCUAGUAAGUCAACUAGGUGUCAGUAUCAUGCGACGAUUUUCGUAUUGUUUGCCAGCAUUUGACUCUCGUUUUAGAACUUCAUUUCUAAGAUUUGGCAAUGACAUUGUUAUAAAAGGAGGUCAUGUCCAAACAACACCCUUUCUCAGAGACACAGGGUACAAACUGAACUUAAGUGGUAUUAGCAUUGAUGGGAGAAGAUUAGUGCUCCCACCGGGGACCUUUAGCGGUGGCUGCGUCAUCGACUCUGGUGGAACACAGAGCAUCAUUGAACAAAGAGCUUACACCCUUUUGCUAAAUGCAUUUGUUGUACAUUUUGUUCGAUUUAGAAAUCUCAAGAGAGUUGCUGAUACAAAGGGUACAAGAGAUCUUUGCUACAGAUACUCAGGAGGGUUCAAUGGUUUUCCAAGCAUGACAUUUCAUUUUCAAGGAGCUAAUCUUGAAGUUCCAAGGACAUCAUUGUUUAAGCUAGAAAGAAGCACAUUUUGUCUUGAAAUGAAAGGGCAUCCAAGUAAAACAAUUUUAGGUGCAUACCAACAACAGAAUGUAAGGUUCAUAUAUGAUAUUGGCAAUUCAAGCCUCUCAUUUGUUAGGGAGGACUGCUCAAAGGAUCGUCGAGCUUGA